AUGGAGGAGAGUCAUGAGAAUGAGGAGGUGGGGAUGGGAAUGGGAGGGUCGAGUGGGAUUCCAGCAAGUUCAAGAUGGAACCCUACAAAAGAGCAAAUAAGCAUGUUAGAGAAUCUCUAUAAGCAGGGAAUAAAGACACCAACUGCUGAGGAAAUUCAGCAGAUAACUACUAGGCUAAGAGCGUAUGGUCACAUCGAAGGAAAGAAUGUCUUCUAUUGGUUUCAGAAUCACAAAGCCAGGCAAAGACAGAAGCAGAAGCAAGAAACCAUCGCUUAUUUCAAUCGCUUUCUUCAUAGGCCACAGUACCCCAUUUUUUCUCCACCGAUUUGCCCUGAUGCACUCUGCGCCACAUACUGCAUACCUCAGGCACAGAGUGAAAUCGGUUAUUAUCCCCAACAUCCAAAGGUGCUUCUACCCAUAGGUUAUAGGAGGAGCCAAGCUGAGAAAGUUGUUGUGCCCACAACAAUGUCGAGUGUCUGUAAUGGCCCGAUGGUAUAUGAAGGCAUGCAACAAAGAAUCUCGGAUUCGAACUUCAGCUACAGUUAUCAAGAAACGUUGGAUCUCUUUCCUAUGCAUCCAACUGGCAUUUUGGAAACAAGAAAAACAGACCAGGUGUCUUCUCUGGCUUCAGUUUCUGCUGAUAGUUGUUCCAAUGAUACACCUUCUGGUUCUGAUAUCAAUGAAGAAGAUGGUGUUCCACGAAACCAACCCUUCUUUGAUUUUUUUACUUCCGGACAUGAAAGGUUCUCAAGAGAGUGA
Gastrolobium bilobum is the source of this 759-nucleotide messenger RNA. RefSeq names its product WUSCHEL-related homeobox 2-like. Bases 1 to 759 code for a protein of 252 amino acids. The transcript has 2 exons. Gene Ontology annotation, molecular function: DNA binding; DNA-binding transcription factor activity. Lineage: Eukaryota; Viridiplantae; Streptophyta; Magnoliopsida; Fabales; Fabaceae. Gene Ontology annotation, biological process: plant organ development. The record is from RefSeq and is a predicted model, not a curated record.